Pseudomassariella vexata is the source of this 4053-nucleotide messenger RNA. RefSeq names its product RNA dependent RNA polymerase-domain-containing protein. The transcript is spliced from 2 exons. Gene Ontology annotation, cellular component: nuclear RNA-directed RNA polymerase complex. Gene Ontology annotation, biological process: siRNA processing. The coding region runs from base 1 to 4053 and encodes 1350 amino acids. The record is from RefSeq and is a predicted model, not a curated record. Gene Ontology annotation, molecular function: RNA-directed RNA polymerase activity. Lineage: Eukaryota; Fungi; Ascomycota; Sordariomycetes; Amphisphaeriales; Pseudomassariaceae.
AUGGCCCCACCAGUGACACCGACUACACCAACCAAGAGGAGAGCGGUCGGCUCUUCAGGCAACCUCAAUGACCUGAAUCAGAUAUUUCUCAGCAUCUCGGAACAGUAUAGUUUGGGGUUGUCUCUCCCAGAUACCAUCAGAUCCCCCGCAAAAUCUAGAGAAUUGGGCGACCCUGCUGAACUCAUUUACAACCGCUUGAGGUUUCAUUGCCACAAGAACAAUAUUCAUGUCAUGCUGGAGCGUUUCCGCGAGAGUGUCAUAGCAGAAUCCAAGAAAUGGGUCGAGAAGCCCAAUGCAGAAUGGCAUGUCACCCCUUCCGUCAGUGGGCUGCCCAAGGCCUCCAACCACCAGCAGCGGCAAGAUCUCAAGAGGCUGCUCCUCAAAGUGCUUGAUGAAUGUCGCCCAAAGGUCGAGCAACCGAACCGGCGGCCUUUUGUUCGAUCUCAGAGCAACCCUCUGUAUCAACUUCCGGGCACCCCCGGGAAGCAAGAGCCGCAACAGCCGUCCUCUGAUCCUUCCCAGAUACCAUCUCAGUCUAAACGACUGUCCGAUGAGCGGCAUGGCAGCACGCCUCCGAAGCGAACUAAGAGCGCCGUCUCAGAGAAUAGCAGCCGCUCCAUCUCUGACAUUGGUGGUGAAGUGACAUCACCAGGCAAGGCAAUCUCCCCACUCUAUUUCAGCAAGCCGCAAAACCGUAGCAUGUAUGGCCUCUCUACAAAUUCAAGCGAGGAAACUGUGUCGUCUUCCCACAAAUCUGCCGUCUUUUCCUUCGCUCAUAAGUCACCUGGAUCUCAGGAAACACAAACCACCGUCGAAGCUAGCACACAGGAAAAGAAGAGGUUUCCACCCGAGGUAAGCUGUAUCUACGAGGCUUCGGAAUAUUCCAUGAACGCCAGUUCGGUUCAGGCAUCUCAUGAAUCAUUCAAGAAGUUGGAGAGCAAAGCUGGGGUGCAAAAUGUCAACGACGACGGUAACUCCGUUGCACGCACCAACUACUCAUACUCCGAAUCCAGUAUGCCGCUGGACCACGACGCUAAACUGGCAAGCCUCGAUUCACCAGUCCCAACCGCUUCACCCAGUAAACCUGGUGCCGCCAAAAAGAGCGUCGAGGAACGUCUCGAGGAUGUGUGGCCCCAAAUACCAUCAUGUCUGGAUGACGCUCCCAUGGCAGUUAUCUGGGAAAUUGUGCGCGUGUUCUUGCAUUGUGGCGUUUCCAUGAGUGCAUUCAAUUUCAAGUAUAAUGCAUCCUGGAUGAACCAGGACAUUCUUUGGCAAACUUUCAAGAAGCACCCUCAGCUCCAAGAAAAGCCUCUCCCCGAACGCUGCCAGCCCGAUGCUUGGGCUGCUGCGACGAUGAAGAAUUUUCAGAGCCAUGGCGAAGUUGUCGUGCUGUCGGCAUUAAUCGAUUUCAGCAGUCUCAGCACUGGGCCAUUGCUUCGUGUCGCACUUCAACCGCUGCGACUCGAUUUAUCGCAUAGGCUUAGUCGACGGUUUGGCUCGGACAGGUUCUUUGAGAUUUUGGUACCCUCGCUUGAGUCCAAUAACAGCAUCAGUGCGAUCAGAAAUAUCGGUAAGCAGGGCGUUGAAUGCGUCACCCAGUGGCUACUGAAUGCCUCUCAUUGCUUCUUGGGUAGGAUCUGGAGGCCGUUUUUUGUCCGUUUCAUUCGGGAUAGUGCUUCCAGGAAGCCUACCAGGAAUGAGAGUUUCGGGCCAGACCCAAAGCCAAUCAUGAGGGAUCGGGUCUACCUCUUCGCAGAAACCGGCAACAACUUUCGUUUUACAACUACGCCAACCCUUCCGCCCAAGGAUGAAGACAUGAAUAAGCACACGAAUAUGGACCGACGCGGGUUGCUCGACUGGCAUCUCCAGACUGCUAAUAAUGAAAAACAACCAUACCUCAAGUUGUUUUCCCGAAUCGCGUUAGGCCUCAGCCGUACCCGCCCGACCGUCAUACUCCAGCCAGACCAGAUCCGUCACAAGGAGCAUGAUCUCUUAUCGCCCUCAGGAAAGGUCAUGAAUGACGGUAUAGGCCGCUUGUCGGCGAGUCUCGCUCGGAAGAUUCGCGAUAUCUUGGGCUUGAUUGACAUCCCUGCUGGUUUUCAGGGCAGGAUCGGAAGCGCCAAAGGUUUUUGGAUACGCGAUGUUACUGAUGACAGCGGCGAAGAUUGGAUCGAGACUUACCCUUCACAGAGGAAAUGGCAUUGCAGUUUCAUGGACGAAGACCAUCGGACAUUUGAAGUUCGAAGCGAGAGCAGGGAGCUCAUGCCGGCUAGUCUCAACACCCAAUUCCUUCCGAUUAUCGAAGAACAAACGCUCGAUAGGCAGGCCAUGAAAAGCUACAUCGGAACCGUCCUUUCCCAGACUCUCACUGGCGCAAUCGAAGAGCAGCGAAUGGCUCUUGAGGACCCUGUCCAAUUUCGGCUUUGGGCGCACAAUAAUGGUUCUCAGCGAGCAGAACGCCUACGAGAUGGAGAAGUCUCUUUCGUGGGAGGACUGCCUCGGUCCAAAAAUGACCAAAUGGCCUUCCUCGUUGAUGGUGGGUUUCAUCCCAAGAAGCAAAAGUUCCUGUGGGAACUAGGCUGGGAGCUGCGAAAGGAAAAGUGUGAAGAACUGAAAGAUCGACUGAACAUCAAAAUCGGUCGCUCUGCAUACGCAUACAUGGUCAUCGACUUCCAGGGCGUUCUGAAAGAGGAUGAGAUCCAUCUGGGGUUUUCGUCGAAAUUCAAAGGUAAUGAUUUCUCCGAGACAUUCCUGCACGGCAUGGAUGUCUUAGUUGCACGAUCUCCAGCCCAUUUCGUGAGCGAUAUUCAGAAAGUCAAGGCCGUGUUCAAGCCGGAACUCGGCUCGCUCAAGGAUGUUGUAAUAUUCCCUAGCACAGGAAACCAUCCCCUCGCCGACAAGCUCUCAGGUGGCGAUUAUGAUGGAGACAUUGCGUGGGUUUGCUGGGAUCCUGCAAUUGUCAACAAUUUCACCACCGCCCAGGUUCCGUCGCGCCCGGAUUUUUUCAAGGAAGGCAUUCUAUCCCAGCAGACCGACACGUUUGGCGAUCUAGUUAGGGAACACGGAGAGCUAGCAACCUCAGUGUUCUUCGAAAACAGCUUCCGUUUCAACAUGCGGCAAAACCUUCUCGGGAAAUGUACUAAUUACAAGGAAGCCCUGUGCUACUCCAGGAAAUCGUUCUCCGAUAAGGUCGCCGUUCGGCUGAGUGCCCUGCUUAGCGAUCUUGUUGAUCAGGCCAAGCAGGGAAUUGUCUUUACCGGACCGGAUUGGACUAAGUUUAAGAAGUCUUGCAUUGGACACCUUCGGGAGCCGCCACAGCCAGCUUACAAAGCUGGCCAGUGGAUCGGUGAAGGGGAGCCCUACCACCUAGUCGACUACCUUAAGUUCAGCAUCGCGAAACCGAUCAUAGAGCAAGAGCUGAAGAACUUCCACUAUGCGAUCAACGGACAGGGUGAGGCCGGCGUCGACUUCUACGACGAAGAUCUCACACGUCCGUUUGAUUCCCUCGACGAAAAGCGCCGCACAGAGCAUCCAAAAAACCCUCUUCUGGUCCCCCUGAUGGCGCAACUACACAGCGACAUCUACCACAUCCACAUGGAAUGGGACAGACUCAACAUGCUAGCACGCAAAGAAGAUCUCGGCUUCUAUGUGCGAAUCAACCAGCUCUUUGAAGACUUCCGCGCCAUCGCCCCGAAAGCCUCGUUUGAACUAGCCAGCUACUUGCUAACACAACUCGGCCCUGCAAACCCCGAUUACUCGAACUGGGAAUUGCUCAAGGCGUCAACGCUCUUCAAGAAAUACUACUACAAGGGCAGUUUCGUGUGGUGGAUCGCGGGGCGUCAGCUGCAGUUCCUGAAAGCGACCGCGCAGGCGAGGAGAACUGAUAGCCCUGUAGCUUUCGUAGUAGCGCCCGUGUGGGCGGUGCUGAGGCCGGAUAUCAAAUCUAUUCGUACUGUUGCGGCCAGUAACGAGGGCCGCGAGACGGCGAUGGUUACCGAGGAUACGUUUGAUUCAUAUGAUACUCUUGAGAUUUCUGCGGAUGACGACGCGUAG